Morchella sextelata is the source of this 3282-nucleotide messenger RNA. RefSeq lists its product as uncharacterized. The record is from RefSeq and is a predicted model, not a curated record. The transcript is spliced from 12 exons. Bases 1 to 3282 code for a protein of 1093 amino acids. NCBI's taxonomy places the organism in Eukaryota, Fungi, Ascomycota, Pezizomycetes, Pezizales, Morchellaceae. Gene Ontology annotation, molecular function: protein binding.
AUGGCAUGCCCCCUCAGUCUCGGCGAUAUUCUAUCCGUCGUUCAAAUCUGUUACAACAUCGGCAAAACACUCACUGUAGGCCGACUCGAAGCAAUUCAGGAAUUUAGAGGAGUUGAGAGUAUCCUUCACGCCCUUGGGGAAUCACUAAGACAUCUAGACAAUGAGAUCAAGAAGCCGGGUUCAAUCUUCGCGCGUGGUGCAACUGCCCAAACUGCAAUUCAGCUUGUAUGGAAUUGCUCAGUGAAGUUACAAAGCCUGGAGAAGAUUGUGGUGAAAUACUACCCGGCGAUGACGGAAAGCGAACUCAGUUGGGGGGAGUGGAGCCGGGGGCUUAUGGACAACUACUUGAGGGUAAUGUGGACGAGAGAAGGGAAGGAGUUAACGGCUUUGUCGACUGAAUUGACCCUGCAUAUGACUGCAAUCAACACCUUCAUCUCAACUACAAAUAGCGCGGCGUUGGGAAAUAUCGAUAAUAAAGCGAGCCAUAUACUCAAUGGGAUAGGGGGUCUUGACGGAAAGGCAGAUGUAAUCAUAGACGAGAUCCGCAGGUUACAACAUUCAAAGCCAGACUGUACACACCCCGGGAGCAAUAUAGAAAAGCCAACUACUACCCGAACUCCAUCUCCGGUCGAAAAGCCUGCACCAGUAGUAUCGCCAGACGCUCAUUUUCAUGCCUGGCGGUCAAAACACCCGGAGGGACUACCUUAUGUUUCGGAGCAACGAUGUAGGAAGAUCGAUAGUAUAUCUUUUGAACUUGAGAUAUCCGAGGAGAGGGAAGAUGGAACUAGAUAUCUGAUAUGUCCAAAUGCCCAACUAAAGGGCUUUCAUUUCUCAGCAACCCCACCAGGAAGAAUACGAGAAGAUCUUUUCCAAUGCGAUUGCAAAGGGAGCUCGGUGCUCAGAUCCUCAGGGUGCCAUACAAAACAAUUGAAGGAGUAUUCUUGUGGUCCGAAGACGUUCCUUGCCCAAUCGCACUAUCAAAUAAGCACUCCUCUACGUAGUAAAUGUUGGUGGCUUUUACAAACUCAAACAAAGGCAGGAGUCCAAAAGAAUCUUUUCCUGACAGUCAAGGGAAUCGAAAAACGGCCUCAAUUCACUGAGACUAUCGCGUCAAUGCUCAGGACAAAUGUCGCAAGGAACAUUCUCAGUGGAAUAACAAUGCCUUUCGAUCUUGCCAGGAGGGCAAAGAAAACAUCCUAUGACGGUGACGAUGAUGACCGGCUUCACAUCGCAUGGUCCUAUGAUGAGAGAAGAGUAGGUAAAAUUGGUACAAAGGUCCGCGUAGAUAAACUACCGGGGAAAGAACGGAUCGAGUUUUCAAAUCCGAUGGAAGACCCCAAGAAAAGAAGAUUCUCAUAUGAGGACAAAAUUCAGGAUUAUUUCACGAAGGAGGAGUCCCCCAGCUUCUCAUGGUAUCGGGUAGCCAUGUUUGAAAGUUUAAACAUACACAGCUCCGUCGAAGAUAAUGAUCCUGAAGAUGCACAUUUCUUUCUGGACCAUUUCAACGCCUCUGUAGAAUUUAAGGUGGAAUUGAGUCACCCAAAAGACCCGGGCCAUGUAUAUUGGGGUGUCGGAGAAUUUGGUGGGGCCAAUGCAGAGAUACAUAAAAAAUACAAUCAAUACUCAGAUAAAAAAGAAUCCAAGCCUAACGAACUCAGAUUUAAUAUUUCAAGGUUUACCCUCGCAAAAGGCGAGGACUGGAAUAGUCCACAGCCGGUCAACUGCUCUCUGUGCUUUACCUUUCCCCCUUGGAGUUCAGAGUCACAGAAAACUAUGAGCGGAAUUUGGGGAAAAUACGAAUCACUUUCGACUACGACAGGUCGGUCUGCAACUGAAUUUGCUCUUGCAAGACUAGCCACUCAAACAAAAGGAAAUCCACAAUUUCUGAUGAGAGUCAAAAACGCUAUAUUCGAAAAAGUUUCAAUAAGAAGUCAAGACCAAGAGUCUUUGAACCGACACGAUUUUGAUCCUAGUCAAACUUUCCGUAAUUGCUGGCUUCUUGUGAGGAAAAGCGAAAAUCCCAAAGCACCGUUAAGAUUCACAUUAAGAAGUAUGAGACAAGAUAUCCACUGUAAUAUCUACUUGUCCCCAAAGGAUGCCUUGAGCUCAAGAGUACCCGGAAACUCUAACUAUGAAACGACCUCCAUGGAGCUACACGAGCCCUCCUCCCAGGAGAAUGAAAAAUCUAGAACAUCAUGGUGCUGGAUUUAUCCUCGAGAGCUCUACGGCGCGUCACCUUCCCCUAUUAACAUUUGUGGUUCUUUAAAAUUGAAAUUUGCCUCAGAGUCUGACUUCAACAGCUUCGUAAAGGGUAUGCAAUGUCUUUUGAAUGCUUUAGGGUUGGCAAGUGAAUACGAUACUCUCCCGCCUUACAUGCCGCCAGAGAACCAGUAUACAACUCACAAGCCUAGUAUUAAUAUUCAUUCACAUAUCGAACAAAAUUCUGCAACGAACCUUGAAGACCCACUGCGCCGUUCAAAGACUCUUCCUUCAAAAUCUGAACCACCUCACAUUCUAAGGGAAAGAACCUCCUCUUGGUCUGUGGGAUUAACACCUCCGAGUCCAGAGCUAAAUGCAACGGGACUCCAAGUUAACCCACAAAUGCAGACAUUAAAUAAGCGUAGUAGCAUGUUUGUAAUAACACAGGGGAAAGCAUGGGAGCCAUCCCCGCCUCGUUACGAUCUGCCAGGAUACCAACCACAUGUCGAGAGGUCAGAUCAUAAUUGGCAACAGUCAGGUGUGCCAGGGGCGGUCGUUAUGCCAGACGUUGGCCAUUUUGUCGAAAAUUCUCCAAUCCUGCAAGCCAGUAGCCCAACUAUUAGCAACGACUCGCAUGGCGGCCAAGGAUGGAAUAAGGAAACCAACUACCCCAAUUAUAGUCAUGGGCCGCACCUAGAACGGGCUUGGACAGAGCCUACAAAUAACAACCCCAAGGAUAUGUCACUAAUCCAAAGACCGUUAUCAGUAUUCCCCGAGAAUCCUCAUAACAAUCACUUAAUGCAGAAUACACCAAGAUAUACACACGGUCCUGUAUCAUACCCUCCUCAACUGCAUCAAUGGCAGCAAGACCCCAACCUCCACUAUAAUUACAACAACGGACCGAAGCGCUGUAUCGUGAUAUCAGACUAUGUGGGAUCCCCCCAGAAUAACGAAUUAUCGUUGCGGGCGGGGCAGAUUUAUAAUGUCGUCCCACAGCCGGAUGGUUCACCAUGGGUUUGGAUAGACGGCAAUUCAUGCGGGCCAUCAGGCUAUGCCCCAAAGAGUAACUUGAGGGAAUAUUGA